UGUACCCGCCUCCUUUCUUCCUGUUCAUUGGCUCACGUCUGAAAAUGUCGACUGCUGAUAGGAUACAGCAAAACAUUUCCGCACGUCGUUAGAUUGACUCGUUUGUUUAUCCCGGUAGAAUGACGGUGCAUCGAGAGGUUCUGUAACUUUUCCCACAAAAUACGAAAGCGUUAUUAAAGUCGGAAGCGGCAGUGUGAGUGUUGACGGACGGAGUGAUGGCCUCGUAUUUUGACGAACAUGACUGCGAACCGACCAACCCAGAGGAGCAAUACCGACAGAACGCUUUGCUUGAACUGGCAAGGUCACUAAUGCAGGGCAUGGACAUUGACCUGGGCCCAUUUGAAGUAUCAGAUUGGGAUAAUCGCCUCCCUCCUCCCGCUGCCCGAGCUAUCACUCAGAACCUUCCGACGGUUGUCAUCACCCCGGAGCAAGCAGACAAGGGCCUGAAAUGUCCGGUGUGUCUACUGGAGUUCGAGGAGCUGGAGACGGUCCGGAAGAUGCCAUGUGAACACUUCUUUCACGCCGGGUGCAUUCUGCCCUGGCUGGGGAAGACCAACUCUUGCCCUCUGUGUCGCCUUGAGCUUCCCACAGACAAUCAGGAGUAUGAGGAGUUCAAGAAAGACAAGGCGAGGAGGAAGCAGAAGGAACACAGGUUAGAGAAUCUACACGGAGCCAUGUACACGUGACUGCAGAGGCUCUGCAGUCCACCGAGGGGCGCCGUGAAACGUGCGUUUCCUUUUAUUUCAAUUCACGGAAUCAAGUUUCAAACAUUGGGGCACAGCACCGUUUUAUAUUUAUACACAAGUAUAUAGGUGUAAAUGUAGCCCAUGCUGUAAUAAAAAUAUAUUCAGAUUGUUGUAUAAAGAUAUUUUGUGCAAUGUUAUAUGAAUAUGGAAAUGAAAACAUGUGUACAACAGUGGACCAAAGCAAAACUACAGUUCCAGAAUGGUGUGCAUAAACAGUGGUGGCCUGUUAUAUACCAUCGAAACAUGAAUUCCAAUGUGGUUGUUUAAAAAAAAAAAAAUGUAAAUGCACUAAACCGUUUUUUUUUUGUAUUUUGUUAAAAACAAUCAUUGAGAAAG
This is a messenger RNA of Conger conger (European conger), 1082 nucleotides long. RefSeq names its product ring finger protein 181 (gene rnf181). The transcript is spliced from 6 exons. The record is from RefSeq and is a predicted model, not a curated record. Lineage: Eukaryota; Metazoa; Chordata; Actinopteri; Anguilliformes; Congridae. Gene Ontology annotation, biological process: protein ubiquitination. Gene Ontology annotation, cellular component: cytoplasm. Gene Ontology annotation, molecular function: ubiquitin protein ligase activity. Bases 216 to 686 code for a protein of 156 amino acids.